This is a messenger RNA of Vanessa tameamea, 1672 nucleotides long. RefSeq names its product facilitated trehalose transporter Tret1-like. The record is from RefSeq and is a predicted model, not a curated record. Gene Ontology annotation, biological process: transmembrane transport. Gene Ontology annotation, molecular function: transmembrane transporter activity. Lineage: Eukaryota; Metazoa; Arthropoda; Insecta; Lepidoptera; Nymphalidae. The transcript has 8 exons. The coding region runs from base 76 to 1542 and encodes 488 amino acids. Gene Ontology annotation, cellular component: membrane.
UAAUUAUUUUUCAAACUAAUUAUUUUGUGAUAGAAUAAUUUUUAUUCUAAAAUUUGGCUGUGAAUAUUUUAAAAUAUGGUGAAUAAAAUGUAUAAGGUGACACACGAGAAAUCAGAGAAUCAUGGAAGCAAACAUAAUCAGGUGCUCAUGUCCAUAGUCGUAUGCAUGCCUAUCUUAGCCUAUGGUACCGCUAUGGGCUGGAUAUCCCCCAACAAGGCCCUCCUGAUGGGAGACUCGUCGCCUUCAAACGGACCUCUAUCCGAAGAAGACGUAUCAUGGAUGGCGUCAAUCAUGUUUAUAUUCGCCCCCAUCGCUGUAUUUAUAUAUGGGGUAGCGGCGGAUAAGUUUGGAAGAAAAAACGCACUGCUUUUUGCAUCAGUACCAAUAUCGCUCGGUUGGGCGGUGAAGCUGAUCUCCGCGAACCCCAUUGCAUUGAUCGGUGCGCGAGCACUGAUUGGAUUCGGCUCGGGAGGAGCUUUCGUGGUCUGUCCGUUGUACGUCAAAGAGAUUAGCGAGGAUAGUAUACGCGGCAUGACCGGCACCUUCGUUAUUUUCUCACAGACCGUUGGUAAUCUGCUGGUGUUCAUACUGGGUGACCUCCUCCCAUUCCACACGGUACUAUGGAUUCUACUGGCAAUACCACUGAUACAUUUCUGCAUUUUGCUGCGGCUACCAGAAACACCGUCCUAUCUCAUCAAAUGUGGCAAAAACGAGGAAACGGCAAAAGUUCUAGGCUGGCUUCGCUCCGUUCCUCACACAGAUAAGGCUAUCAGUGAUGAAGUAGACAAAUUGAUCAUCGAACAGACGACGUGUGAACCAAAAUUUUCGCCUAAAUUAUUAUUUGCCGAUAAAACUGCACUUAAAGCAUUCUGGGUGGCGCUCAUAGUGAAUCUCACCCGAGAGUUCUGCGGCUGCAUUGCUGUUCUCGUAUACGCCAGCCACAUAUUCGCUGAAGCGGGAAAGGACCCCGACACGAGCAUCGCCCUCUCUCCCAACAAGCAGUCGAUUUUGUUAGCUGUCGUCCAGAUUUUUGGAUCGUUUUUGGCGUGCCAACUCGUGGACCGCGUCGGGAGGAAGCCGCUGCUGGCGGUGACGAGCGCGGCGGCGGGCGUGAGCCUGUGCGCGCUGGGCGCGUGGUUCUACGCGCGCGGCGCGGCGGGCGCGGCGGGCGCGGCGGGCUGGCUGCCCAUCGCGGCGCUGUGCACGUGCAUCUUCGCGGACGCGUCCGGCCUGCAGCCGCUGCCCUUCGUCAUCAUGACCGAGAUGUUCAGUUUCCAGCUCCGCGGUACGGUAGCUACUUUAAUAAUGGCUAUAUCUUUGGGAACCGACUUUGCACUUCUAAAACUUUUCGCUCCACUAAACUCCUGGAUUGGGUACCAUUCAACCUUCUGGAUCUUCAGUUUUAUCUGCUUAGCCAACGUGUUCUACCUCAUCUUCUGCGUACCGGAGACGAAAAUGAGAAGUCUAGAAGACAUUUACGCUGAUCUAGAAGGUAAGAAGAGAAAGAAGAAAGAAAACGUCGUUGAAACUAAUCAUGUAUAGUUCCUUUAUUUUAAGUUAAGUAGGUACUUGGUUUUGCUUGUAAACUGACUUUUAAAUUCCAUAGAGAAUAAAUAUAGAAUAAUUUAUACUUAUAUAUAUUAAUACAUCAUAAUUCGGAUGCAAAAAAUAC